Messenger RNA from Pangasianodon hypophthalmus (striped catfish), 5798 nucleotides. RefSeq names its product ATPase phospholipid transporting 8B1 (gene atp8b1). The coding region runs from base 391 to 4092 and encodes 1233 amino acids. The transcript has 28 exons. Gene Ontology annotation, biological process: Golgi organization; phospholipid translocation. The record is from RefSeq and is a predicted model, not a curated record. Lineage: Eukaryota; Metazoa; Chordata; Actinopteri; Siluriformes; Pangasiidae. Gene Ontology annotation, cellular component: plasma membrane. Gene Ontology annotation, molecular function: ATP hydrolysis activity; ATPase-coupled intramembrane lipid carrier activity; ATP binding.
CCGGUCACGUGACCGAGUUCAUUUUACUCCGCGAGAUAGUUUUUGAAGCUGCUCUCGUGACGUGUUGCAAGAACUUCAUACCCGAAAGUGUAAAAUGUCCUCGUCGGAAUUUUAGCCUGCCUCUUUCAAAAAAAAAAAAAAAAAGAGAAAGAAAAACACAUCUCGUCCAGCCAGUUUUUCAAGUUUGCGCCGAGUCUUCAGUCAGCCAGGUAGAGAGAGAGAGAGAGAAAGAGAGAGAGAGAAAGAGAAAGAGAGAGACCCAGAGACAGAGAGGGAGAAGUCGGUUUGAAACGGACGGACGCGGUGGACAGCAAUGAACCAUUAAUCACCGAAUUUUUGGUCUACGGACGUUAAAAGAAUUCGUCUGAGAAAAGCGUGCAACCAUUCAAGAUGAGUCGCCCACGUGUGGACUCUGAGGACUCCCUGACGCCCGAUGAUGAGGUGAUGCCAUACAGUGAUGACGAGACUGAUGACGAAUUAGAGCCUGAGGAUGAAGAAGUGCAGCCGAGCGUCCCCGCGCCAGAACCUGAAGCUGGAUGGAAGGUCAAAGCGAAUGACAGAGAUUUCUGCAAUCUUCCCGAAUUUAAGAAGAAGACGUUCUUGUGCUUCAAGAAGAGCAAGUACUCUGGAAAUGCAAUCAAGACCUAUAAGUACAAUGUCAUCACCUUCCUGCCUCUGAACCUAUUUGAGCAGUUUAAAAGAGCAGCCAACUUCUACUUCCUCGUCUUGCUGAUCCUGCAGAUCAUCCCGCAAAUCUCCACGCUGCCCUGGUACACCACAUUGGUGCCCCUGGUGUUGGUGCUUGGCAUCACUGCCAUCAAAGAUCUGAUGGAUGACCUGGCUCGCCACAGGUUGGACAAAGAGAUCAACAACAGAAAGUGUGAGGUGCUCCUCAAUGGCAGUUUUCAGGAAGCCAAGUGGAUGGACAUUCAAGUUGGUGAUGUGGUCCGAUUAAAGAAAAAUGACUUCAUUCCCGCUGACAUUUUGUUAUUGUCCAGCUCUGAUCCGAACAGCCUGUGUUAUGUAGAGACAGCAGAACUGGAUGGAGAGACCAAUCUGAAGUUUAAGAUGGGUUUGAAGGUGACCCAUGAGAGGCUGCAGGAGGAGAGUCAGCUGGCGAAUUUUGAUGCCAUGAUUAUUUGCGAGGAACCAAAUAACCGCUUGGAUAAGUUCACAGGCACUAUGAAGUGGCAGAAGGAUGCAUACCCACUAGAACUGGACAACAUGCUGCUCAGAGGCUGCAAAGUCCGCAACACGGAGGAGUGCCGCGGACUCGUUAUAUUUGCAGGAGCGGACACUAAGAUUAUGAGGAAUGGUGGAAAGACCAGGUUCAAACGCACCAAGAUAGAUUACCUUAUGAAUUACAUGGUGUACACGAUCUUUGUGAUGCUAAUCCUGAUCUGUGCCGGCCUGGCGAUCGGGCACACGUUCUGGUACGAGGACAUCGGCAGUAAGGCCUGGUAUCUGUACGAUGGCCAAAACCAGGCGUCGUCCUACAGAGGCUUCCUCACCUUCUGGGGCUACAUCAUCGUCCUCAACACUAUGGUGCCCAUCUCACUCUACGUUAGUGUGGAGGUGAUUCGUCUGGGUCAGAGUAAGUUCAUAAACUGGGAUCUGCAGAUGUACUACGCUGAGAAGGACACUCCAGCCAAGGCUCGAACCACCACCUUGAACGAGCAGCUCGGCCAGAUCGAGUACAUCUUCUCGGACAAGACGGGCACUCUCACGCAAAACAUCAUGGCCUUCAAGAAGUGCUCCAUCAGCGGGCGCACAUACGGAAAUCCGACAAAUAACGACGGGAUGACCGUGGACCGUACAAAUCCUGUUGACUUCAGCUGGAACAAGCACACCGACAGAAAGUUCCAGUUCUUUGACCAUCAGCUCGUUUCCCUCAUCCGCUCAAAAAAAGACUCGGACAUGCUGGAGUUCUUCAAGCUGCUCUCACUCUGCCACACUGUUAUGGUGGAGCAGAAGGAUGGUGAUCUGGUGUACCAGGCUGCAUCUCCAGAUGAAGGUGCUUUGGUCACAGCGGCGCGCUGUUUUGGCUUUGUGUUCCUGUCACGCACGCAGGACACCAUCACGAUCAGUGAGAUGGGAACGGAGACCACAUACGAGAUGCUCGCUCUCCUCGACUUCAACAGCGACCGAAAGCGCAUGUCUGUCAUCUUGAGGUUUCCAGAUGGACGUAUCCGUCUGUAUUGUAAGGGAGCCGACACAGUGAUCUACCAGCGCCUCAGUCCUAACUCCCAACACAGUGACAGCACAGAGGAGGCCCUGGGUAUUUUUGCCAAUGAGACUCUGCGCACGUUGUGUCUGUGUUAUAAAGACAUCAGCAAUGAUGAGUUUAACUUGUGGGCUUCUAAACACAAGGAGGCCAGCGUGGCCAUGAUCAACCGGGACGAGGCUCUGGAUGCCGUCUACGAACUCAUCGAGACAAACCUGAUGCUGAUUGGAGCGACAGCCAUUGAAGACAAGCUUCAAGAUGGAGUUCCUGAGACCAUCGCCAACCUGGCCAAGGCUGAGAUCAAAAUUUGGGUUCUUACUGGGGACAAGAAAGAGACCGCUGAGAACAUUGGAUAUUCUUGUGAGCUGCUGACAGAUGACAUGACUAUUCACUAUGGAGAGGACGUAAAUCAGAAGUUGUCAGCCAGACAGGCAAACCGGAGGAACGAGGCAGGAGCGGCGCGCAAGAACAAGACACAGGAGCCAUUUUUCCCCGAACCUGGCAAGAAUGCUCUCAUCAUCACUGGAGGUUGGCUGAAUGAGAUUCUGUAUGAGAAGAAGAAGAAGCGCCGUCGUCUGCGUCUGCGUCGUCUCGGGAAGCGCGUCCCCCCCGCCACCCCUCAGGACGGCCAACCCAUCAACGACCGGGAGAAGGAGAUGAGGCAGCGUGACUUUGUGGACAUGGCCUGUGAGUGCAGCGCUGUCAUCUGCUGCCGUGUCACCCCCAAACAGAAGGCCAACGUGGUGAGCCUGGUGAAGCGCUACAAGAAGGCCGUCACUCUGUCCAUCGGCGACGGAGCCAACGACGUCAACAUGAUAAAGACUGCAGACAUCGGCGUGGGCAUCAGCGGGCAGGAAGGCAUGCAGGCAGUGAUGUCCAGUGACUAUGCUCUCGCUCAGUUCCGCUACCUCCAGCGCCUCCUGCUGGUGCACGGCCGCUGGUCCUACAUCCGCAUGUGCAAGUUCUUGCGCUUCUUCUUUUACAAGAACUUUGCCUUCACCCUGGUUCACUUCUGGUACUCCUUCUUCAGUGGAUACUCUGCACAGAUUGCCUAUGAAGACUGGUUCAUCACCCUUUACAACGUGUUGUAUAGCAGUUUACCCGUCCUCCUUGUUGGGUUGCUGGAUCAGGACGUGAACGACAAAUUGAGUUUGCGCUUUCCGAGGUUGUAUCUUCCGGGUCAGCAAGGGUCGCUGUUUAAUUACAAGAACUUCUUCAUCAGCCUCUUUCAUGGCAUCUUCACGUCCCUCAUCAUCUUCUUCAUCCCAUAUGGAGCUUUUCUGCAGACGAUGGGUCAGGACGGAGAGGCGCCGUCUGAUUACCAGUCCUUCGCUGUGGUCACUGCAUCCUCACUUAUCAUGAUAGUCAACCUGCAGAUCUCCUUGGACACCUCGUACUGGACGUUUGUGAACUGCUUUGCUGUGUUGGGCAGUAUAGCCAUUUACUUCGGCAUCAUGUUCGAUAUACAGAGUGCAGGAAUACACGUCAUCUUCCCAUCAUCCUUCAAAUUCACUGGUGUUGCCGCUAAUGCACUUCGCCAGCCGUACCUGUGGCUCACCAUCAUUCUAACGGUGGGAAUCAGCCUCCUGCCAGCCAUCUGUACCCAGUUCCUCUGUAAGACCAUCUGGCCCACUGUUGGAGACAAGGUUCUUAGAAGCAGGAAGAAGUACGAGAUGGAGGAAGAGGAGAAGAAGAGGGUUCCUACUUUGCAACGUGGUGCUCGCUCACGCCGCUCUGCGUAUGCCUUCUCUCACUCCCGAGGUUACGCCGACCUCAUCUCUUCAGGCCGGAGUAUCCGCCAGAAGCCACGGAGGCGCCCGGAUCUUAGGGAUAGCAUCCGGGAGGAACCCAUAGCCGAAACCUUAUGAGACAUUUGACCUUGAGAUAUUUGGACAGGCAGGAACAAUGAAAUAUUUCUCCCUAUUUUAUAUAUGCAGCCUGAUUGUGGAAUCAAAAUGUUUAAGGAAACACUCAUUCAGCUUGGUUUUAAUUUCGAAAGCUAAAUGGGCGUGACGCAUGACACAUUUUGUCACCUGCCAUCUGAAGAGAUUCCAGGUUGUUUUCCAUUUUGGCUCUUAAACUGCUGGUCCUGGUACCACUUGAUCUGCUUCCUUCUUUCCAUUGAAAAUGAAACCGAGCCCAGGGGAAAGGGAGUAGGGAAGGACACUUAGGGACUUGAACUCUAUACAGCAUGAUUUGAAAUAGCUAUAAAAGAGCAGAAUGAGCCAAUGAGAACGUUUACACAAAGGGUAGUGAGCGAGACUUUCUCCCACUCCCCAAAAAAAACCAGCACUGGUUUUAAAAAGAGUACACUGUGCAUGACAAACUAGAUAUCUCAGGAUUUUAUCUUUCCACUAUUUUAGAAGGUGCAUUAUAUAGGAAUUUAAUUCAUUACAAAAUAAAGAUAAAAAAGGUAAUUGCUUAAAAACACAAGGGUAACUAUUCAGUUGGUACAUUUAAUAGGAUUAAAAUGCAAAAAUUCAGUCUGCUCAUUUCGUUAUCACUAAAAAGUAGCUUCAUAUUUCCUGACUUCACAUAUUUAUGCCAGAAUUGUAAAUAUUGAUGUAAAAAUCAAACAUAUUAUACAUGAAAAGAGCCAUUAUCCUUGUUCCACGAAUAUAAUUAUAUAUUGUUACAAAAUCCACUAACACACAGACUAUAGGAUAAAAUUUUGUACUGUGGAAAUGUUUCUACAUAAUGCACCUUUAAAAGCUUAUUUAAUGCCCUGAUCUCAGCCUCGUACACCUUAACCAAGGUCAUGUUCUGUUUCUUUCUCAGUUGUAACGUAAUGACCUGCAGCUUCAUCGGGCAGAGAAGGAGCUCACGAUAUAAUGUCUCUUAAUUUAUAUACAUUUGUGAAUAUUUUUCAUCUAUCACAUGACUCUCGACUGUAAGGCUUUAAUCUUUACCAUAUUAAUGACUUCGCUCUGCAUGAUGGAUUAUGCUCAAGCACACUUUAUUUUUGCAUUAAGGGAUGACUGGGUGUAUGUGGGAUGCCUUCCAGGUGGAGAACUUCUGAUCAUGUUUACACUAAUCUUACUACUUUUGCACUUCCGUCUCCUCUAGCUGAGAAGAUCAGCUCUGAUCAGAAUGGUAUCAUUUUCUUUGCACACUAUGACUAGUGUUUGUCAUUUUCUUUCCUUCAUGUUUGUUUUGUGUCAAACAUUUCCCUUACUUUAGAGCCCACAAUUCUCUUUAUGAACAACAGUUUAUUCGGAUCCAGGUAGGAAUAUCAAUACAUUGGUAAUGGAAUUUGUUAGUUGAGAAAAGUGUCUAUUUUUAACAAAACAAAAAAAAAAGAACUGUUACAUAUUUAAACUCAAUCUGCCAUAACGGAUGAUUAUUUGUUCUGUGUCUUUUUAACACUGCUGUUUUCUGAACGGGUGCCUGAAUGGCCAGCAAUGCCAGUGCCGUAUGCUUAAAAGGAAAAAACUACAUUUUACAGAAUGUUGUUUUUAAUGUAUUGUAAUAUACUUUGUACAAAUAACUAUAAAUAAAGGUGUACAAAUAACUGUUAAUUUGUUUGAGGAUUGUGUUGCAUCCCAGAAUGAGAAUAAAAAGUUAGCAUACUGUA